Molecule: messenger RNA, 837 nt
Organism: Aspergillus udagawae
Lineage: Eukaryota; Fungi; Ascomycota; Eurotiomycetes; Eurotiales; Aspergillaceae
Exons: 2
Coding region: 1-837 (278 amino acids)
Source: RefSeq, a predicted model, not a curated record
AUGGCUGCGUUCUAUCUUUUCCCCCGUCUCCCCACUGAGCUUCGCGCGCGAAUCUGGGAGUUGACAGUCGAGCCACGCACUGUUGAGGUCCGUGGUAAGAAAAUGCCUGGGUCAUGGCGCAAGGUUUUGCAUGUAACCUCGUCAACACCGGUACCUGCAGUCCUUCAGGCCUGCCAUGAAGCCCGAAACCUGAGACUAUACCAGCAGGCCUUCAUCUUCUCCUCAGCAGUUGAGCGGCGGUAUGUCUGGGUCAACUUUGAUAUCGACAUGAUAUCAAUUGGGGACACAGAUUUUGACAUAAUGGAACCGGCUGAACAACUGCUGAUCCGCCAGCUUACCAUUCAGCGCAAGAAUACAUUUUUCAUCUUUGAGUCCUAUGAGCUUUUUUCUAAUCUGGAGGAGAUGCAUAUCAUCUGUGAAGACGGCCUAAUGGCAUGGCAGGAUGCCUGGGAAAAUCUUCCCUGGCCAUGUCCAAAAAAGAAUCUGAGGUUCAUUGACAAGGAGACGGGGCAGAUUGCAGUUGCACAUGUCGUCGAUUUCGCCUGCGGCACGGGGCUAGUCACCUUCCUCGCAGAGACGCAGGUCGGACCAACAGGGGUAUAUCAGCGAGGAGAUGCUGGUGGCGACGGCACAGGCCAGUUCGAUUUGAUCACCUAUGCGGCGGUGCUUGUGCUGCUCGCUGAUCCGCUUGCAGCGAUACGGCGCUGGGCAUCGCUGUUGAGGGAGGGCGGCAGGUUGGUUAAGGAUAUGGCGGCUAGGGAUGUGCAUGUCCCUGCGCGGAUCUUUAAGCGGAUUGGGCCGGAGCUUAGGCUCUCAUUGCUGUGGGAUCAUAGCUGA